Molecule: messenger RNA, 2174 nt
Organism: Beta vulgaris subsp. vulgaris (sugar beet)
Lineage: Eukaryota; Viridiplantae; Streptophyta; Magnoliopsida; Caryophyllales; Amaranthaceae
Product: serine/threonine-protein kinase BSK1
Exons: 9
Coding region: 416-1930 (504 amino acids)
Biological process (GO): protein phosphorylation; brassinosteroid mediated signaling pathway
Molecular function (GO): protein binding; protein kinase activity; ATP binding
Source: RefSeq, a predicted model, not a curated record
UGUAUUCCUAUUUUCCCACUUUCAUUUCCCAUUUCCCACCUCAAUCUCUCUUUUUCUCUCUUUCUUUUUUGGCCUCUCCCUCCUUUGUGAAUAUGCACACGGUUGGGUUGAAUUGUAAAGACAAAACUCCAUAAUUUUCUCUCUCCUUCUCUCUCACUGAUUGAAGCUCACCUCAAACAAAGCUGCCCUUCUGCCAGCCUUACUCAAAUGCUUUUUUUUCUGACAUAAACAUAAAAACACCCCAUCAAAAAGCAUCCCACUUAACACAAAUCAAGCAACAACAACAACAAAAACAACAACAACACCCAACACAAAUCCAGCAACAGCAACAGCAACAGCCACAAAAACAACAACAACCCAACAUUAAAAACACAAAAUUAGCAACACCCACUGAAAGAAAGAUAAAAACUUCAUCAUGGGUUGUUGCCAAUCUUCAGAAAACCACCCAGAAAAACACCCCAAAAACACCAAUUCUAACCAACCACUUCAUCACCACCAGCAAACGCCGUCAACUGACGUUGUUGGCGGUGUCGGUGGUGGAGGUGUUGGUGGUGGUGUUCCUGCCUUUGCAGAGUUCUCUUUUGCUGACUUAAAAUCGGCAACAAAUAAUUUUAAUUCAGAAUUUAUAGUGUCAGAAAGUGGUGAAAAAGCACCUAACCUUGUUUAUAAAGGCCGCCUCAAAAAUCAACAGUGGAUUGCUGUGAAGAAGUUUACCAAAUUAGCUUGGCCUGAUCCUAAGCAAUUUGCGGAGGAGGCUUGGGGAGUUGGAAAAUUGAGGCACCAAAGACUUGCAAAUUUAAUUGGAUAUUGCUGUGAUGGUGAUGAGAGGUUGCUGGUUGCUGAAUUCAUGCCUAAUGAUACUCUUGCCAAACAUUUGUUCCACUGGGAAAAUCAGACAAUUGAGUGGGCAAUGCGAUUGAGAGUCGCUCUUAAUGUUGCUGAAGCCUUAGAUUACUGUAGUACUGAAGGUCGUCCAUUGUACCAUGAUCUAAAUGCUUACAGGGUUCUCUUUGAUGAGAAUGGUGAUCCUAGACUUUCGUGUUUUGGAUUAAUGAAAAACAGUAGGGACGGAAAAAGUUACAGCACCAAUCUUGCCUACACCCCUCCAGAGUACCUUAGAAAUGGGAAAGUUACCCCUGAAAGUGUUAUUUACAGCUUUGGUACAAUUCUUUUGGAUUUGCUGAGUGGAAAGCACAUACCUCCAAGUCAUGCCCUCGAUAUGAUACGUGGCAAUAAUAAUAUCCUUUUAAUGGAUUCCCAUCUAGAGGGCAAAUUUUCCACUGAAGAAGCUACUGCAGUUGUUAAUCUGGCUUCUCAAUGUUUGCAAUAUGAACCUCGGGAGCGCCCGAACACCAAGGAUCUUGUUUCAACGCUCGCGCCAUUGAAUACUAAUCCUGAUGUUGCAUCGUACGUGAUGCUUGGGGUAUCACAGCAAGAAGAAGCACCUCCUACCCCACAGCGGCCUCUUUCGCCAAUGGGCGAAGCAUGCUCUCGGAUGGAUCUUACAGCAAUUCAUCAAAUACUGGUUAUGGCACACUACAGAGAUGACGAGGGAACGAAUGAGCUAUCUUUUCAAGAAUGGACCCAACAAAUGAGAGAUAUGCUAGACGCUAGGAAACGUGGAGAUUAUGCCUUUAAGGACAAAGACUUCAAAACAGCUAUUGAUUGUUACUCUCAGUUUAUAGAUGUAGGGACUAUGGUCUCACCGACUGUAUAUGCAAGGAGAAGCUUGUGCUAUCUUAUGAAUGACCAAGCAGAUGCAGCCCUAAGAGAUGCAAUGCAAGCACAAUGUGUGCACCCUGAUUGGCCAACGGCCUUCUAUAUGCAGUCAGUUGCUCUUGCGAAGCUAGAUAUGCAGAAGGAUGCUGUCGACAUGCUGAACGAAGCGGCUGGCCUUGAAGAAAAGAGGCAGAAAGGUGGAAGAAGUUGAUCAUAUCAUCCAUGAUCUCCCUUGGUCAAAGAAUGGAUUAAUUCUUCUUCAAAGAUAACCUGAUCAACUUGAGUUUCUGUAAAAUCUGAAAUAGAAAUGGAAGAAUCUUAUUGAUGCAAAAAAAUUGCAUCAUGUUACACUUUCGAUUGUAUGAUUGUGUGAUCAAUUGUAUGUUAUUGGGGGCUAUAAUAGAUUGAGAAAAGAAGGGAAAAGGAUAAAAGGAAAAAUGCAAUUUGCAAAGAAA